AACGAAAGCCACCAAAACCAAAACACGCACUUUCCCGGCUGGUCGGUGUUUCAAAACUAAGCACGCCAAAUUUACGCUCGAAAAUGUCCGAAAGCACACAAUCUACGGACAUUAAUCCGGACGACACAAUAAAAAUCUUGGUGGCGAGUGAUAUACAUCUAGGAUACAAUGAGAAAGAUCCUAUACGAGGGGAUGAUAGUUUCAUCGCCUUUGAGGAAGUGCUGCAGCACGCGCUGGAAAAUGACGUGGACGCGAUACUGCUCGGUGGCGAUCUGUUCCAUGUGGCAAACCCGUCCACCAACACGCUGGACCGCUGCUUUCGGCUGCUGAAGACGUACACACUCGGCGACAAACCGAUUCGGUUGGAGUUUUUGAGCGAUCAGAACGACAACUUUCUGGAAUCGCUAAGCCGCACGGUAAACUACGAGGAUCCGAACAUGAACAUCGCGAUACCGGUGUUUUCCAUCCACGGCAACCAUGACGAUUCGGGCGGUGCCGGGCGCGUCAGCUCGAUGAAUCUGCUCAGCACCAACGGGUACGUGAACUACUUUGGCAAAUGGACCGACCUGAGCAAGAUCGACAUUCGCCCGAUACUGCUGCGCAAGGGCGAAACGAAGCUGGCACUGUACGGGCUGAGCUACAUGAGCGAUGCGCGGCUGUGCCGCCUGCUGGACGAUGCGAAAGUGUUCAUAGAGAAGCCGGAUGAGCCCGGCUUUUUCAGCAUCAUGGUACUGCACCAGAAUCGGGCGGAACGGGGGCCGAAAAAUUAUCUGCCCGAAAGCUCGCUGCCCCAGUUUCUGGACCUGAUCAUCUGGGGCCACGAGCACGACUGCCGCAUCGAGCCGGAGGAGAACGCGGCGAAGAAGUUCUACGUCAGCCAGCCCGGCUCGACCGUGGCGACGUCACUGUCCGAGGGCGAAGCGAUACCGAAGUGCUGCGGAUUGCUCAGCAUUCACAAGGGCCUGUUCCGGAUGGAUCCGAUACCGCUGAAAUCGGUACGCCCGUUCGUGUUUGAAUCGAUCGAUCUGGCCACGGUGCAGGAGGAGCUGGCGCUGGACGAGGGGGACGUGCAGCAGCGAGUCCAGGCCUUCGCUACCGAGCGUAUCGAGGCGAUGAUAGAGCGUGCCAAGCAGCAGCAGUCAGGGUACGCCCGGCAACCGAAGCUUCCGCUCAUUCGGCUCCGGCUGCUGCUUACCGAAGUGGAGCAACAGUUUAACGCGAUCCGGUUCGGGUUUCGCUAUCACGGGCGGGUAGCAAACCCGCAGGACAUGGUCAUUUUUAAGAAGAAGCCCAAAGCGAUUGUAAAGGACGAGCUGGGCAAGAUGCUGGACAAGGCUGCGCUGCAGGAAGCGUACCGGAACCAGCGCGAACAGCGUGCCCAGCGGGCGGAGGAGAUCGUCGAUCGGUAUUUCCGCGAGGCGGACGUGAUGAACCAACUGGAGGUGCUGUACCCUCGCAGCAUGACGGAACUCUGCCGCCGGAUGGUGGACUACGAGGACGAUGAGGCGUGCGAGAAGAUUAUCAAGUUUUACGAGAACAAAGCGCUCGAGUUUUUGCGCGCACAGGACAAUAUCAGUGAGGAGGGUAUCUGUGAAGCGCUGGCCGGGUUUCCGGCGGCCGAUCCGGAGAUGCACGAGAAGGUGCUCCACAUGCUGGACACACGAUCGAAGCCGCAGGACGCGGUCGAUCCGUUGAGGCGCUUUCGCGAUCUGGACGAUGAGGCAGAGAACAACGAUGGGACGACGGGCAAGGGUACGAUGGAUACGACCGCUGCGAAACCCGCCCGUGGUGCACGGGGUGGUGGUGCGCGUGGUGGAAGAGGUUCACGUGGAGGUGCACGUGGCGCUAGCAAGGCAACGGUAGCGGCGGUAACUACAACUACUGGAGCCGGUGCGAGCCGUUCUCGGUCGCAAACGUCGAUUAGUUCAUUGUUUGCCUCGCAGACGAGUAACAACGGCAGUAUUGCCAGUGUGGCCACCAGAACAUCGUCCAGAAAACCGGCCGCCACAAAGGCACGCCAGAUGGACUUUGAUUCGGAUGAUGAGUGAAGCAUCAUGACAGCGGCGUUUGGUUGAGGGGUAAGCAUUGUUACUCAUUCCGUAGAAUUACAUGUUUGGUUUUAAGCAUUAAGUUUAAUCAUGAAAGCUGUUCCUCCUGUACAUUACUUGUUUAAUUGUAAUAUUCUCAGGGAAAAAGAGAAAAUAAAUCCUGAUUGUUUACAGGAGAGAAAAGCUUUAACGCUUUAAAU
Molecule: messenger RNA, 2248 nt
Organism: Anopheles coluzzii
Lineage: Eukaryota; Metazoa; Arthropoda; Insecta; Diptera; Culicidae
Gene: mre11
Product: double-strand break repair protein MRE11
Exons: 2
Coding region: 84-2048 (654 amino acids)
Biological process (GO): meiotic DNA double-strand break formation; mitochondrial double-strand break repair via homologous recombination; telomere maintenance
Cellular component (GO): Mre11 complex; nucleus
Molecular function (GO): 3'-5'-DNA exonuclease activity; manganese ion binding; DNA endonuclease activity
Source: RefSeq, a predicted model, not a curated record